This is a messenger RNA of Schistosoma bovis, 303 nucleotides long. NCBI's taxonomy places the organism in Eukaryota, Metazoa, Platyhelminthes, Trematoda, Strigeidida, Schistosomatidae. The record is from the annotation of a GenBank genome assembly.
AUGAUUGAAUCUAAGAGAAAAAAAAAGGGGUCACGUCAAUUUGACCAUGUCAGUAAAAUAGCAGAAGAACAAGAAGAAGAAGAAGAAGAAGAAGAAGAAGAAGAAGAAGAAGAAGGGAGAAGAGAGGUGAAUAAAGACAAUGAUGAUGAUGAUGAUGCUUUGGAUGAUGAUGAUGAUGAUGAUGAUGAUGAUAAUGAUGAUUUGGAUGAUGAUGAUGAGGAGGCUUUGGAUGAUGAUGAUGAUGCUUUGGAUAAUGAUGAUGAUGAUUUGGAUAAUGAUGAUGAUGAGUGUGAAAUAGAUUAA